AUGGAUCCGGGGUUGGUGAAAGGGGGGAGGUUGAGGUAUGAGAAUUGUGUGGUGGAGGAGUUGGGGGGACGGUUGAAGGGGGAGGAGAGGGGGGGGUUUGAUGUGGUCACAAUGAUGGAAGUAAUCGAACACGUCCCACACCCGCACGCCUUCCUCUACACCGCCAUGUCGCACGUGCGCCCCGGCGGCUGGCUGUGCCUCUCCACAAUCUCGCGCUCCUGGAUCUCGUACCUGACGACGGUCUUUGUGGCCGAAGACGUCCUGGGGAUUGUUCCGCGCGGCACGCACGACUGGAACAAGUACCUGAACGCGGAGGAGCUCGAGGGCUUCUUCCGCGCCCAAAAGAACUGGGGGAGCGGUGGGGGGAUGGUCACUAUGGGAUGUAUGUACCUCCCAGGGUUGGGCUGGAAGGAGGUGAAGGGGGGCGAGAAGGUGGGGAAUUAUUUCUUUGGGGUGAGGAGGGACUUGGAGUAG
Molecule: messenger RNA, 474 nt
Organism: Morchella importuna
Lineage: Eukaryota; Fungi; Ascomycota; Pezizomycetes; Pezizales; Morchellaceae
Exons: 2
Coding region: 1-474 (157 amino acids)
Biological process (GO): ubiquinone biosynthetic process
Molecular function (GO): 2-methoxy-6-polyprenyl-1,4-benzoquinol methyltransferase activity
Source: RefSeq, a predicted model, not a curated record